This is a messenger RNA of Penicillium salamii, 2448 nucleotides long. The record is from the annotation of a GenBank genome assembly. Lineage: Eukaryota; Fungi; Ascomycota; Eurotiomycetes; Eurotiales; Aspergillaceae.
AUGGGACAGUCCUCUUCGACGCAACGUGACCUACCCGAUACCGGAUACCCGACACAUCAUACACCCAUCGAACGUGGCUCGCAACCGAGGUAUGAAGACAUGAAUCACAGACAGACAGCUGAAGACAAUGGAGACGGUGGCCCUCCAACGGGGGAAAUGAGCGCACACGAUUACGACCAGGGGAUACUGCCAGAUCAGCCCAACGAGCGAUCAGACUCAUGGCGGCAAUAUAUGCGAUCUGCCCGACCUAUGCGGAGCAUUGAUGAGGACGGCCUCGAGUAUGAAGUGCCCCCUCGCGAAGUGCGCAAUGCAGCCUUCGCUCGGAUGACAGCGCGGCGACAAUCCACAAUGUCGAGACUUGGCUCCAGGCUACUCCCCAAUUCGGUCAUCCGUGGCCUUCUCAACAGCCAAGAAGAGACCCCCGCCGAAGGCCAUGCACAUCGACAUGGACUCAUCAAUAGACCCGUCCCAAGGACCGAGGCCCCCCACACUACCGGUCGAUUUAGCCCAUUUGGGUCUAGAGGUAUCACCAGACGCCGAUCUACACAAUCAUCAUACUUCCCACCACGCGGAGAGAUUGCUGGAAUUCCAGAUGGGCAGACAAAUGCGCCAUACCGGGAUCCUGCAGAUCAGGUACCAGAGCCGACUCGAGCUACCUGGCGCCGCAGCGUUCGACUUAAUCGUAUGCGUCAUUCGAUCUCAUCACCCAUUUCGCACAUUUUUGGGCAACCGCACUCAGGAUUGCCAUCACAGGAAAGCGCGCCAACCUUCGACCCCUCCUUUGACGACAGAGAAAUGGACACCCGACUGGACUACAUCGAGCCGCCCCACGAACUUGACUCGGUAGAACCGGCGAUUCAGCCUGAGGAUUCCCUGGCCAGUCUAGGUGCUGGCCCCCCUAAUCCUAAUCUGAUGCGUCGUCUUCCCGGUCUCAUCAGAGCAAGGUCAUCCAGAGUUUUGCGACGAGAGGAGCAGACACCCCUUUCCCGGGUUCUUCAACUUGCCGCAGCUGCAAUCGCUGCUCAACUAUCUGGCACUCCCGGCCCCGCGCUGCCCAACAUCCAGGCACUAGGUAACGAUGGAAUCGACGGCUCCUUGGAGAAUUUCAUACAGAGCCUGCAGCAUGCGACUUCCGGCCAGGCUCAACCCACAGCAUCUGGAGAGGGAUCAAGCAAUGUCUCAAAUGAGGCACCUGCGCAGCCGGUCAAUUUCUUGCGCGUGUUCCGAUUCGCCAAUUCCGAAACGCCUGCAGGUCCGGACAUCCCAGGGCAGAACACAUCUGGAGCAAAUGACGGUGGCGCCACCAAUGAUAACAUGGACGUUGAUGAGCCGGGAGAAGGUGAGGGACGAACCGUCACACUGGUGGUGGUUGGUGUUCGAUCGGUUCCUUCUGCAAAUGGAGGGAUUGGUGAACAGCCUGCAGGACCUGCGCCUGGCCUAGAUGCCUUGCUUGGCCUUCCCUUCUUGCCGCCCAGCGUCAUCCCCCGGCCUCCAGGAGCUCCUGUCGACCCGGCUUCUGCAGGUGAUGGGCAAUCCAGAUUGCAGAGACCUCGCCAAUUUUACGAGAAUGGACCCGGUGCUCCCACUGCUCCCCCGAUGUUCGCGCGCCCCCCACCUCCCACGGCCGCUAGACGAAUGUCUGAGCCCCAUCCUCCCCUAUUUGAAAGCCCCCCGGGACCCCACCCACCACCGUCGACCCCAGCGGAACACGCAGUGUCUACUGGGUCUUCCGGCACCUCCACUCCAAGCCUUAGACCAUCUUCUGCUUCCGCAGUGCCUUCGGAGCUUCCCGGCCAUCUUCACGGCCAACCCAUGCAGCCGACGGUGGAAGCCACGCGAGAGCCUCCUGCAUUCAAUCCCGCCCACCAGCGACGCCGAAGCGAUUCAGAAUUCGCUCGCCAUCGGGCCCUGGGCUCUGGCUCCGUUCGACGCAAUGGCAUGGUUGAACCGGACCAACCUCCACCCACUGGGGGCCGUAGUUGGCUGAUCUAUGUCGUUGGGACUAACCUCUCCGCUAACCACCCUGCUUUGACAACCCCAUCUCUUUUCACAGAUAACCCGACAUAUGAGGACAUGAUUCUCCUGUCAUCACUCUUAGGCCCAGCCAAACCUCCCGUUGCCUCUCAGACUGAUAUCAAUUCCGCAGGCGGUCUGUUCCAUCUGGUAGAAUACGGCGGUUCCUUAGUUGCCGAAGCCCUGGAAGGCCUCAGGUCUCUUCAAUUGCAAGACGGCGAGCGCUGUCUAAUCUGCCUCAGUGACUACGAGGUGGCCGAAGAGGUGAGGGAGCUUAACAAGUGCAAGCAUGUAUUCCACAAGGAGUGCAUUGAUCAGUGGCUCACCACCGGACGAAACUCGUGCCCUCUGUGCCGAGGACAAGGUGUCCACGAGAACGCGCCUGACUCUGCUUCAGGUCCCACUGCCCCCGAUUCAGCUCCUACGGCGGUCUGA